Messenger RNA from Dracunculus medinensis (Guinea worm), 1098 nucleotides. The record is from the annotation of a GenBank genome assembly. NCBI's taxonomy places the organism in Eukaryota, Metazoa, Nematoda, Chromadorea, Rhabditida, Dracunculidae.
AUGCCUAUAUAUCCAGCAAAUUCAAAAGCAUCGCAGUGGGUUUCGGCAUUUCGAAAAGUCAUUGUUAAUUCGAUAACACGUACAAUACAAAUUGAAUUUAUUGGUGCACCAUCAGCGUACUGUUUUGAGGAAUAUGAAAUUCGGUUGAAGGACGAAACAGGCUUUGAACUAUUAAGAACAGCAACAAUUCCUGUAGCUCAUAUGUAUACUGAAAUUACUAAUAAUAAAGCAGUAUUAUUUGGCAAAUAUAUUUUCACCAAUCUUCAGGCCAACCAAGAUUAUAUUCCAUCAAUUAUACCCGUAGAGAGAGCCAGAGAUGGUCGUUGCCUUUGUAUAAUUAAUGGCAAUAAUCCAUAUGAUAACAGAAGUAUUUGUUCAUGUAUUGCAGCCGACUGGGAAAAAGUACGUAUAAGAAAUAAUUCAGAGAUGAAACAGCAAAAUUUUCUUAUAAUUUAUACACAUGAUUGUCCUGAACAUGAGAGAGUUGUUACUGCUUUUGCUGAGUUUCUUCGCCAACAAUUCAAUUUUAAUAUUCAUUUGGAUAUAUGGGACUUAGAAGAAAUUGAAAUCAACGUUAUGGAUUAUAUAACUAAAUCGAUUAUUAAUGCCAAUAAAAUACUGAUAAUUAAUUCGAUUGGAACUUAUGUAAGGUACAAAAAUAAAAUUGAUCAUAAAUAUCGCAUUGAAUCCACUAAGCCAACAAUAUUCGACGAUCUUUUUGAUCCACAAAUUGAUCAAGCUCUCAGGCAUCCUUAUUUGGUAUCAAUUCGUUUUAUUUAUACAUCAGAUAUUUAUAUAUUACCACCCUUAAUAUAUCUUCUCCAAUAUACACUGCUUGAUAAUAUCAAUUUGUUGUUGUCAAAUUUAUCCAAUAAUAACGAAAUUAGCUUUGAUCAGAAUUCUCUAAAUGAAUUAAAAUCAGCGAUAACUUAUAUGGAAUUAUUCACUGAUAGCGAACCUUUAUGGUCAGAUAAUUUUACAGUGGCCAAUCAUAUUGAAUUAAAUGUAAUGAAUGCUGAUAGAAAUAAAAUGACUAAUAUUGUUGAAAAAGAUUCUGGAGUUAUUGAUGAUAUCGAGGAUAAUUUAAAUAAAAUUUAG